This is a messenger RNA of Chrysemys picta bellii (western painted turtle), 1837 nucleotides long. RefSeq names its product ribonuclease P/MRP subunit p25 like (gene RPP25L). Lineage: Eukaryota; Metazoa; Chordata; Testudines; Emydidae. Gene Ontology annotation, molecular function: RNA binding. Gene Ontology annotation, cellular component: ribonuclease MRP complex. Gene Ontology annotation, biological process: tRNA 5'-leader removal. The record is from RefSeq and is a predicted model, not a curated record.
GCCAGGGGUGAGGGCGGGGCGCAUGCGCCCCCCCAACCGUCACUCUGCGCACCCCGCCCCCUGACGUCACCCGUGCGACGCGCUCCUCUGCCGGAAACCGCCGCCUGGGGCUCGCGGGGCCGGUGGCGCGUGCGGCGUUUCGCUCCGGCCGGGAACGUGGUGAAUGAUGGAGAAUUAUAAGAAAUCCAAGAUUGUGGAGAAGCCCUCUCCCCUUCCAUUCACCAACCUGCCUUCAGAUAUUAUCGAGAUGAAAGUGAAGGAUGGCAGCAAAAUCAGAAAUCUUAUGGGUUAUGCCAUCGGCAAGAUGGAGUCAGACUCAGUUAGGCAGAUUCUUUUCACUGGCUCUGGCAAAGCCAUCAGCAAGACUAUCACUUGUGUGGAAAUCAUGAAGCGACGGCUCAAGGGACUCCACCAAAUCACCAAAGUGCUCUUCAAACAGACCGAAGAGAUCUGGGAGCCCAUUGUCCCUGAGGCUGGUCUAGAUGCCUUGACAGUGAAGAGAAAUAUUCCUGCCAUAUGUGUCUUGCUGAGCAAAGAGGCGCUAGAUUCCCAAGAGCCUGGGUAUCAGGCCCCAGGCUCUUUUGAUGCCUUCUGGAUCGAGACACUUAAAGCAGAGUCCCAGGGACAAAUUAAGAGAAAGCAGGGUGGAGGAAGGGGGGCUGGCCACACAGGAAAGCAUCCUAGAUCCGUUGGAGGACGUGGAGAAUCCUACAAAAAGCCUUGAGGAAAAAGAUAAAUCAGAAGCAAUUGUUAAUGGCGUCAAGAACAAAAAACCGAGCCACCUAAUGUGGCUCAAGUGCUACCACCAAACACAGAGUGACUGAGCUCCUUGGUAGAGAAGAGCUGAAACCUAGAACAAUUGGGAGAGGGAUGAGAGGCAUGAGAAAACAGAUAUGGGCAUAGCCAUGGCAAAUAAAUUCUCAUAACGAGUCUGGCAUUCUAUUUUGACAAGGUUUUUUGUUAGGUAUAUCUCAAUAUAUUAUCUCAUAGAGCUGGAAGGGACCUCGAAAGGUCAUCGAGUCCAGCCCCCCACCUUCACUAGCAGGACCAAGCACUGAUUUUUGCCCCAGAUCCCUAAGUGGCCCCCUCAAGGAUUGAACUCACAACCCUGGGUUUAGCAGGCCAAUGCUCAAACCACUGAGCUAUCCCUCCUUGUUGAAGACCUCCUUGGCGAUACUUCGCUGCUUAUGGUUUAAAAAUGAGGCAAGGUAGACCAGACUUGCCCAAACUCUGUUUAAUGGUAAUUUGCCAGGAGUCAUGAGGCCAAAACUAAUCUGCAUUAAAUGGAGUAGGUUUCAGUUGCCCUGGAUGCUGCUUUGAAGAUGAAACGUGCUAUGCCGCAGACUGCGUGAGCCAUGCGUCUGUAUUAGAGAUGAAAGGGUAGUGGGCUAUGUUGUAGAACUCUGAGCUUGAGGUUGCAUUUUUGGCUUUCCCAACUAGUAUUACAAUGGCAUUUUGUUGGACUGGACCUCCUAACAGAGCUUUUGGGCUCAGUUUCCCUUUUUUGGGUAUGUUCUGCUAAUCCCUUGAGAGAGACUGGUGAUCUGAAUAAGGAGCUGGAAUCUCAGCUCUGACAGUUACUGCUUGUGUGCCCUUCGGGGAGUCACAUCCCCUCUAUUCCUCAUUUUCCUUGUCUGGAGAAUGGGGGAUGUUGUAUGUAUGUCACAGGGGUUUUGCUAGGAUAGUAAUUGGUGUAAGUCAUCUUGACAUACAGCUCUGUAGAAGUGUUCAGUACAAUUGUUAAUAGUGAACACCAAAGCAAAAACUAUUUUAAACCCUGCUUUAUGAAUCAUAAAGGAAUGGUAAAGGGAAAAAUAAAGUUCCCUCUUGUGUUUUA